Cladophialophora psammophila CBS 110553 is the source of this 1608-nucleotide messenger RNA. RefSeq lists its product as uncharacterized. Lineage: Eukaryota; Fungi; Ascomycota; Eurotiomycetes; Chaetothyriales; Herpotrichiellaceae. Gene Ontology annotation, cellular component: endoplasmic reticulum membrane. Bases 1 to 1608 code for a protein of 535 amino acids. The record is from RefSeq and is a predicted model, not a curated record. Gene Ontology annotation, molecular function: sphingosine-1-phosphate phosphatase activity. The transcript is spliced from 3 exons.
AUGGACAAGGAGAAAGAUAGACUAGACGCCGGGUUGAGAUCGCUCAAUCACUACAAGCUCAGACUGCCACGAUGGCGCUACCUGUUCAGAGAACAACUCCUCCCCGUCGUGCGAUGGGAGACUCCCUACGUCGCGUGGCUUCAAGAUACCCUACGAACGCCAGCCUUUGAUACGUAUUUUGCCACAUCGGCCAAUCUGGGCACACACACAUUCUUCAUGGUCAUGCUGCCUAUUCUCUUUUGGUGUGGAAAUACUAAUCUGGGAAGAGGGAUGGUCCAUGUCCUGGCGUCCGGGGUUUUCUUUAGCGGGUUUCUAAAGGAUCUCCUCUGCCUCCCCCGACCACUCUCUCCGCCGCUGACCCGAAUCACCAUGUCUGGGUCUGCCGCUCUAGAGUAUGGCUUUCCCUCCACGCAUUCGACCAAUGCCGUGUCGGUCGCGCUUUACUCACUUUACCUCCUCCGGCAAGAAACCAACAACUUCAACCCGAGCCUCAACUUUGGUCUGCAGAUUCUAGCCUACUUCUACGCCCUUUCGAUUGUCCUGGGCCGGCUGUACUGCGGUAUGCACGGGUUUUUUGACGUCCUUUGGGGAAGCAUUCUCGGCGCCCUGAUAGCUCUUGUUCAAUGCUUCUACGGCGAGGCGUUUGACGACUGGCUCCAUGCGGGCGACUUGAAACGAGUCGUGCUUGUGGUACUAGUCAUCUUGGUCCUGGUUCGCAUUCACCCUGAGCCGGCAGAUGACUGCCCUUGUUUCGACGACAGCGUCUCUUUCGCUGGAGUCUUCAUCGGCUGCGAAUACGCCGUUUGGCACUUUGCCCGCUCCUCCUAUGCCUGGCCAACUCCGGCGCAAGGGACCAUCCCCUUCGAUCUCGAAAAAUUGGGUUGGGCCAUGACUUUGGCGCGCAUUGUACUCGGAGUACUGGUGAUCUUUGCAUGGAGGGGCAUCAUGAAGCCGACCUUGCUUAAGAUACUUCCACCGAUAUUCCGUGUCAUCGAACAAUUUGGACUCACCUUACCACGACGAUUCUUCAAACCGGCUUCGGAGUACGAAACCAUUCCACGGCAACCCAACGACGACAAUGUCAUCCCGCCGGCGCGGGACAUUCCGCACCUGUUGUCAUCGUUCCGACGCAGAAGGGCCAUCUCGGUUGGGCCCCAAUCCGAGGCCGACGCGUACGAAACAUUGGCCUACCGUGACAAGAAAAGAAGGGACAGCAAAAAUGCGCUUGAUGCCCUGACUCCAGCAAUGGAAGGCUCGCCUUCGCCCUCACCCUCACCGGAUCACAGCUACUUUCAGAACAAAGACGCGGUUGCGGGCAGAAAGCGAUCUAGCAGCCUCGAGAUGUUCCGAGCACAGAUGGGUACAGGAAUGGAAACAUUGUCACCGGUUCCUGCGGCCUCGCCCGCAGACGGAAAAUCGCGCACUCCAGAGGAAGCUCAAGCAAUGGAUGAGUUACAGGAACAGCAGAUAUUCUUGAGCAUUCAGCAGCCUCGAGUCAGAUAUGAUGUGGAGGUGGUGACCAAGCUCAUUGUGUAUUCGGGGAUUGGUUGGUUGGCAGUCGAGGGCGUCCCGGUUCUCUUUAAACACCUCGGAUUGAGUGUAAGCUGA